Colossoma macropomum (tambaqui) is the source of this 1961-nucleotide messenger RNA. RefSeq names its product mitochondrial transcription termination factor 2 (gene mterf2). Lineage: Eukaryota; Metazoa; Chordata; Actinopteri; Characiformes; Serrasalmidae. The transcript has 2 exons. Gene Ontology annotation, biological process: termination of mitochondrial transcription; regulation of DNA-templated transcription. The record is from RefSeq and is a predicted model, not a curated record. The coding region runs from base 146 to 1264 and encodes 372 amino acids. Gene Ontology annotation, cellular component: mitochondrial matrix. Gene Ontology annotation, molecular function: double-stranded DNA binding.
AUCCGGAGGGGGCGGUAUAACGCAGCCAUUUCAUGGCGGUUACAUAGCUGAGAAGGUGUAGAAGAGCACGGUGUCUUUGAUAGCGAUGUCCUGACAGCUGCUGCUUUGUUGAGGUAUAUACCACUGACCUGUGACAUGUCCAACCAUGUUGCGCUCACUGACAGUGUCCCUAUGCCAGUGGGCCCAACCACUUAUCUGCCUCACCAGCAGAUACUGCUCCUCCAACCCGGCUGAGAACAAACUCACUGUGGAUGCACUUUACAACCUUUCAGUUGACUUAACUAAGAUCCGGAAGCUGAAGGCAUGGGUGUUGCACCAAAACCCUGCUUAUGUGAUGGAGGCGGCAGCCCUGCUAAGGGACAUGGGGGCCAGCGGGCUGGUCAUUGCUCGAGUGUUGGAACUCCACCCUGAGGCCAUUCUCUGCAGGCCGGAGCAUUUCAAGGCUCAGAAGGAGCUGUGGAUGUCAGUGUGUGCCAGCCAGAGGGACUUGGUAGGAAUCAUUGAAAAAUUCCCUGCCUCUUUUUUCACCUCACCCUGCCAUCUUGACAGCCAGAGGGCCAAUGUCAUGUUCUUCCAAAGCCUGGGCCUUAACAAGCGCAUUAUUGCUAAGCUGAUGGCCAGUGCUCCACAAAGCUUCAGUAGACCUGUAAAACAGAAUGAGGAAAUGAUUGAAACACUGCAGAAGACAUACCUGGAGCUAGGAGGGAAUGAGACUAGUUUGAAGGUCUGGCUGCAGAAGCUGCUUAGUCAGAACCCAUACGUGCUCAUGAAGCCUCCGGAAGCCUUACGGAAUAACCUGAUGUUCCUGCAAGGCUGGGGCUUCACCAGCAUUGAGCUCCUCCAGCUGCUCUCCAAACUAAAAGGCUUUGUCACAGAGGUCCAGCCAGAGUCGAUGGGCCUCACUUUGAGUUACUCUCAGAAAAUGUUGGGCUGCGCAGAUGCUGAGCUCCGGCAGAUUGUGCUUAAGUGUCCUGCUUUGCUCUAUUACUCUGUGCCUAUCUUGGCAGACAGGUUCGAAGGCCUCUUCAGUGCUGGAAUCAGUCUGCAGCAGAUCAUGGAGACACCCACAGUCAUGGAACUUACCACACAGAUUGUUCAGUAUCGUAUUCAGAAACUGCGCUCUCAUGGUUAUGAUGUCAGGACAGGCAGUCUGGAGGUCCUCAAUGGCACCAAGAAGGACUUUGAGAUGAGCUUUGGAAAACUGCGUCUGAGGCGAGAGAGGCCACUCUUUAACCCUGUAGCCCCUCUCAGGACUGAUGAGUGAGGAUGAGUGAGAAUUCCUCUUGUGAAAUGGUACCUUCUUUUAGACAAUAAAAUACACUAUCUGGUUAUAUUAUUAGGUAAAACUGCUUUGUCUGUACUCAUUGUCCAUUUUAUCAGCUCCACUUAUCAUAUAGGUGCACUGUGUAAUUCUAAACUUACAGAUUGUAGUCCAUCUAUUUAUCUGUGUAAUUUAUUAGCUCCCCUUCACCCUGUUCAUCAAUGGUCAGGACACCCACAAGACCCCCACUGAGCAGGUAAUAUUUGGGUGGUGUGUCAUUCUCAGCACUGCAGUGACAUUGACAUGGAAGUGGUGUGUUAGUGGAGGUUAUUUUGUUUCAAGUCUAUCAGUCACACCAGUGUUGCUGUAAAAUGAUCCACAACCCAAAUAAUACCUACUCAGUGGUGGUCCUGUGGGUGUCCUAACCGUUGAUAAAUGUGGUAAAGGGGGAUGGUAAAUGGACCUGUUAAAAUAGACAAUGAGUGCAGUUACAAGGUAGGUGUACCUAAUAAAGUGGCCAGAGUGUGUACAUCUCAAGGUUUUAAUAUAAAUCAGAUCUAUUUGUUUUCUUGCAUGUGGUGCUGAAAUGCUUUAAGAAAUGUUUUCUUAUUAAAUUGUGGGUUGUCCUUUAGGUUACAUGAAUAACUGUGUCAAAAGAUUGAUCAUUGAUUUUAUUUUUGCAGUAAAUUUUUUAUCAUGA